This is a messenger RNA of Aplosporella prunicola CBS 121167, 1611 nucleotides long. RefSeq lists its product as uncharacterized. Lineage: Eukaryota; Fungi; Ascomycota; Dothideomycetes; Botryosphaeriales; Aplosporellaceae. The record is from RefSeq and is a predicted model, not a curated record. Gene Ontology annotation, molecular function: metallopeptidase activity; protein binding. Bases 13 to 1131 code for a protein of 372 amino acids. Gene Ontology annotation, biological process: proteasome-mediated ubiquitin-dependent protein catabolic process. The transcript has 3 exons. Gene Ontology annotation, cellular component: proteasome regulatory particle; proteasome complex.
CCCCGGCCCACCAUGCCCGCCACCACAGCGGAGACGCUCUCAUUGGUGACGCGGAACGUCUCCGUCGCGCCUCUGGUUCUUCUAUCGGCAGCAGACCACUACGGCCGCACCGCCAAGGGCACCAAGAAGCGCGUCGUCGGCGUGCUCCUGGGCCAGAACGAUGGCAAAAACGUGCGGGUAUCCAACAGCUUCGCCGUGCCCUUCGAGGAGGAUGAGAAGGACCCGUCGGUGUGGUUCCUCGACCACAACUACGUCGAGUCGAUGAACGAGAUGUUCAAGAAGGUCAACGCGCGCGAGAAGCUCAUCGGCUGGUAUCACUCGGGGCCUAAGCUGCGCGCAUCGGACCUUGAAAUCAACGAGCUAUUCAAGCGGUACACGCCGAACCCGCUGCUGGUCAUCAUCGAUGUGCAGCCGAAGGAGGUGGGCGUGCCCACGGACGCAUACUUUGCCGUCGAGGAGAUUAGAGAUGAUGGUAGCACGACGAGCAAGACGUUUGUGCACACGCCGAGCAUAAUCGAGGCCGAGGAGGCGGAGGAGAUAGGCGUCGAGCACCUGCUGCGCGACAUCCGCGACGUGGCCGUGGGCACGCUGUCGACGCGCAUCACGUCGCAGCUGCAAUCGCUGCAGGGGCUGCAUCUGCGCCUGCGCGACAUCGGCACUUACCUGCAAAAGGUGCUGGACGGGGAGCUGCCCUUCAACCACGCCAUCCUCGGCAACCUGCAGGACGUGUUCAACCUGCUGCCGAACCUGAACACGCCCAAGGCGGCCGUGGCCGCGGCCGACGCGGGCCAGUCGCCGCUCGCCACAGGCGACUCGGACCUCGCGCGCGCCAUGAGCAUCAAGACCAACGACCAGCUCAUGACCAUCUACCUCAGCAGCCUCAUCCGCGCCAUCACGGCCUUCCACGACCUCAUCGAGAACAAGAUCCAGAACAAGCAGCAGCAAGAGGAGAAGGAGAACGGCGCCAACGGCGCCGCCGCCAAGAAGGACGAGAAGCAGGCCAACGGCAACGGCGCCGGCGGCGCCGACAAGGACAAGGACAAGGCCGCCAGCAGCGGCGACGCCAAGGACAAGGGCGGCGCCAGCGGUGCCGACAAGAGCAGGGGAAAGGAGCCCGACAAGAGGAAAUAGAGGGGCGGAGUCGGGUCGCUGGAUGGUGACGAUGAUGGGGACGCGCGGAAGACAGCGGAGGAACGAGAGCAUGCGGGGCGAAAGUUCGACCGACCGACCGGCCGGCCGCGCCAUCAUGAGCGAGCGUUGUGGGUAAUGACAUGCUAGCAUAGAGAAAUGAGAUCGGUUGACGCGCGUGAGCAUGCGUGCGUGUCUGCGCGUACGAUUGUGGGCUGAGCCGGGCGUGAAGUGUUGGGAUGAAGGGGGACGUUGAAGCUGAGGUGUGACUGUGGAUGUGUCAGUUGUGGUCUGCGUGUGUACGUCCCUUGUGCUUGUGUGCUUGUUGGGGUCUGGUGUCUAGGUCGCUGGCUGUGUCUCGUGCUCUUGUGCCCGAGAAUGUGUCUCAUUGCCUCAAUGUAUCUAUCUCGCAUCGCGCACGUGGUGCGGAUGGUCUGAUUACCUGGCCUCGACUGGUUCGCGUGCGGUAUGUGGUUUGAAUGU